UGGGGCCAGGCGCAAAGGAUGACUUCUCCGGGCACAGACAGUUUGGGCAAGAGCCUGCAAUACCGGGUGGAUCAUCUGCUUAGCGCCGUGGAGAACGAGCUGCAGGCGGGCAGCGAGAAGGGAGACCCCACCGAGAGAGAGUUGCGAGUCACCCUGGAGGACAGCGAGCUCUGGUUGCGCUUCAAGGAGCUCACCAACGAGAUGAUCGUGACCAAGAACGGCAGGCGGAUGUUCCCGGUGCUGAAGGCGAGCGUGUCCGGCCUGGACCCCAACGCCAUGUACUCCUUCUUGCUGGACUUCGUGGCCGCUGACAACCACCGCUGGAAGUACGUGAACGGGGAGUGGGUGCCGGGCGGCAAGCCCGAGCCGCAGGCCCCCAGCUGCGUCUACAUCCACCCCGACUCGCCCAAUUUCGGCGCGCACUGGAUGAAGGCGCCCGUCUCCUUCAGCAAGGUCAAGCUCACCAAUAAGCUCAACGGCGGAGGCCAGAUCAUGUUGAAUUCCUUGCACAAAUAUGAGCCUAGAAUUCAUAUAGUGAGAGUUGGUGGCCCUCAGCGGAUGAUCACCAGCCACUCUUUCCCGGAGACUCAGUUUAUAGCUGUGACAGCUUACCAAAAUGAGGAGAUAACAGCUUUAAAAAUUAAGUACAAUCCCUUUGCAAAAGCUUUUCUUGAUGCAAAAGAAAGAAGUGAUCACAAAGACAUGAUGGAUGAAGUGGGAGAUGGCCAGCAGUCAGGGUAUUCACAAUUAGGUGGUUGGUUGAUUCCUGGAACUGGUACUUUGUGCCCUCCUGCUAACCCUCACUCUCAGUUUGGGGCAUCUCUGUCACUCGCACCUGCUCACAGUUGCGAAAGGUACUCGUCACUGAGGAAUCACCGCCCUUCUCCUUACCCAAAUCCCUACACUCACAGGAACAAUUCUCCAACAGCCUAUGGUGACAGUUCUUCAGCCUGCCUUUCUAUGCUCCAAUCCCAUGACAAUUGGUCUACUUUAGGAGUUCCACCCCCAACAAGUAUGCUGCCCAUGAGUCACAGCACUGGCCCACCAACUAGUUCCAGCCAGUAUCCCAACUUAUGGUCUGUGAGCAACAGCACCAUCUCACCUGUAUCUCAGUCAAGUGGAAUGUCUAAUGGGAUAGGAUCUCAGUUUUUGCGUGGUUCUACAACACACUACCCCACCCUUCCUCAUUCAGUCACCACCACUUCCUCCAGCUCCCCACUGUACGAUAGUGGGGCACCUACAGACAUUGCCGACAGUCAGUAUGAUACUUCUGUGCAUGCUAGACUUGCAUCCACGUGGACUCCAGUCACAACUCCUUCUAUGUAGACCAAAGACUUUCUCACUGCUCUAAACUGGGAAUUCAAAACAAAUUUCAGGGGGAAGGGCAUAGUGAAAUGGGAGAGGCAUGAAGUAGAUCAUGACAAACGAACUGUAGAACUGCACUGAUUUCUUUAUACUCCUCUCAGUAUUAGAGUGUAUCAUUAGUGGCACAGACACCUUAUGAAAUGUCUAGGUGACUUGUUUGGUACGCUGGAAAUGUUUGCCAUCCAACUUAUCUUUAUAUCAGGACACCAAGAACCUUUGCCAAUCUUCUCACUAACAGAUCAUUUUUGGAUCAAUUGAUCUCAGUUUGCAAAAAGCUGGAAAUGUAUCAGCUGUUAGACCAAAUCCACCAAAUGGGAGAUCUUGGAUUCUGUUUUGUUUUGUUUGCCUCUGGGCAGUUCUGAAUACACUUCACUAAAUAAAAUCAUAGGCUGAUUCCACACAGUGACAAGCAACUACAGCAGUUUUCUCUAUAUCUCCCUUGCCUCAGUUUCUUACAACCAUCAUCCCCCCACCCCCCUGCCAGCAGAGGACUUUUUUUUGGUACUUAUCGACAAUUGACAUAUUGCUAUUUUAUAACAAUCUAUCUACUAGGUCUUCUGAAUUCCCAGAUUUCAUUUUUUUAAAGUAAGCCCUGUAGCCUGUAGAGUUGUGUGUAUGUUAACUGCCAUCAAACGGCUUCUAACUUACAGUGGUCCUAUGAAUGAAUGACCUCCAGAACUUUCUGUCAUUAACAGUCUUCCUUAGGUCUUGUAAACUGAGGCCAUGGCUUCCUUGAUUGAGUCAGUCGAUCUCAUACUGGGUUUUCCUCUUUUCCUGCUGCCUUACACUUUUCCUAGAAUUAUUGUCUUGUCUCCGAACAUUGUUACCAAAAUAUGACAGUAUAAGUUUAGUCAUUUUAGCUUCUUGGGAGAGUUCAUACUUAAACUGAUCUGGAAUUACCAAUUUAUCUUUUUGGCAGUCCACAGUGUCUGUAAAACUCUCCUCUAAUAUUAUAUUUCAAAUAAAUCAGCUUUCUUACUGCUUAAAAAGAAAGAAAGAAAAAGAAAGCUGAGAAUUCAGAGGAAUUAGCAAAUUGCUGUAAAGUUAUAAUUCAAUAGUGAUCUAUAAAUUGUGGAUUUUUUAAAAAAAUGCUCCUGGUGACAAGACCAAAUGGCAGCUGGGGAGGGGGAGUAAUGUAAGGAAAAUGAUGCUGAGGAAGGCAGG
Messenger RNA from Sphaerodactylus townsendi, 2529 nucleotides. It is a transcript of the gene TBXT, whose product is annotated as T-box transcription factor T. The record is from RefSeq and is a predicted model, not a curated record. Lineage: Eukaryota; Metazoa; Chordata; Lepidosauria; Squamata; Sphaerodactylidae. Gene Ontology annotation, biological process: heart morphogenesis; regulation of transcription by RNA polymerase II; mesoderm formation. Gene Ontology annotation, cellular component: nucleus. Gene Ontology annotation, molecular function: DNA-binding transcription factor activity, RNA polymerase II-specific; RNA polymerase II cis-regulatory region sequence-specific DNA binding. The transcript has 8 exons. Bases 19 to 1326 code for a protein of 435 amino acids.